This is a messenger RNA of Solanum verrucosum, 728 nucleotides long. RefSeq lists its product as uncharacterized. NCBI's taxonomy places the organism in Eukaryota, Viridiplantae, Streptophyta, Magnoliopsida, Solanales, Solanaceae. The record is from RefSeq and is a predicted model, not a curated record. The transcript is spliced from 5 exons. The coding region runs from base 96 to 629 and encodes 177 amino acids.
UUUUGGACAGAAAAAAAGAUUGGAUUUUUAUGCUUGGGUUUUUUUGAUCUGGUUCAUUUUGGAGCUUUGAAGAGGAAUUGGAUAAUAAUUAUUGUAUGUUUAGAUAUAUGAUGCUGUCUAGUUCUUUCAGUGCUUGGAUCAAUCAUUUUCUAGCUUGCAUGGGAGGUUGCUUUGGUUGCUGUGCAAAAUCUCAACCAGUUAUUGCUGUGGAUGAACCAUCUAAAGGACUACGAAUACAAGGAAAGUUGGUGAGAAAACCGAGUAUGUCGGAUGAUUUUUGGAGCACCAGUACAUGCGAUCUGGAGGUUAGUACUGUUCAAUCUCAUAGAAGCAUGUCUUCCAUCAGUAUAUCAAAUCAGAGCCUCAGUCAACAGAGCGGCACUGGCAAUGCUAGCAACAACAAUGAAUUCAUAAAUCACGGCUAUCUUCUUUGGAACCAGACCAGGUUUCAGUGGCUAGCAAGUAAAAAUCCAGAGAACCGAAGAGUCGUUGAAGAACCGAUGUUAAAUUGGAAUGUUUCGUAUGAUAGCUUAUUUGGGACUAACAAACGAUUCCCUCAGCCAAUUCCUCUCUCGGACAUGGUCGACUUUCUUGCUGAUAUUUGGGAGCACGAGGGUUUGUACGAUUAACCAUGCUGAUCGGGAUUGUGUAUUGAUCUUCUUCGCUUUAUCUGAAUUUUUCUGGUUGUUUUAACCUCUGAUAAAAUUGUGCAUAGUUUCCAGAAUACA